This is a messenger RNA of Rhododendron vialii, 1006 nucleotides long. Its product is annotated as serine/arginine-rich splicing factor SR45a-like. Bases 98 to 754 code for a protein of 218 amino acids. Gene Ontology annotation, cellular component: spliceosomal complex. Gene Ontology annotation, biological process: positive regulation of mRNA splicing, via spliceosome. Gene Ontology annotation, molecular function: RNA binding. The record is from RefSeq and is a predicted model, not a curated record. The transcript is spliced from 8 exons. NCBI's taxonomy places the organism in Eukaryota, Viridiplantae, Streptophyta, Magnoliopsida, Ericales, Ericaceae.
GGGGGUGCGAGAAAAAACAUAAGCAGCAGCAUUCUUCUUCUCUUCUUUCAUCAGCAGAAUCCUCUUUCGAUUAGGGUUCUUCGUCUCGUGCUCGAACAUGGCCGAUUCUCCUCGGACAAGAUCCAGGUCAAGGUCAAGGUCCAUAUCCAGGUCAAGGAUGAGGGGCAGGUCCAGGUCUAGAUCAAGAUCAAGGUCAAGGGGUCGUGGCAGGAAUGAUGUAAAUCCUGGAAAUACACUCUAUGUAACUGGGUUAUCUACAAGGGUAACGGAGAGAGACCUUGAAGAUCAUUUCUCCAAAGAGGGAAAGAUAGCCUCAUGUUUUCUGGUUGUGGAGCCCCGUACACGUGCCUCUCGUGGUUUUGCUUUCAUAUCAAUGGAUACUCCUGAUGAUGCUGAGCGGUGCAUCAAACGACUCCAUCAAUCAGUUCUUGAUGGCCGGUGCAUUACCGUGGAGAGGUCACGGAGGAAACGCGCCAGAACUCCCACUCCUGGUCACUAUCUUGGGCUGAAAAAUACCAGGGACCAUGGCUAUCGCGGAGACCGUGGUAGGUACCGUGGAGGUCGCGAUGACUACGAGUAUCGCAGGUCUCCUCCUAGGCGCUCACCAUAUCGAGGUGGUGGUCGUGAUUACUCUCCUCCUCCUAGACGUUCUUCGCCAUAUGGAGGUGGAAGGUCAAGAAGGGAGCGAUCGAGGUCGCUUCCUUAUUCUCCGUAUGGUAGUCCAGAAAGGAGCUAUGGUCGCCGUUCUAGGUAAGGCUGCUGCUUAUCAGGUCCUGGUGUCUUCGGUUUUAGAGAAGAUAAAAACUGUUUCUUUUAGACUAGUUGUGGUGAUGUCACAAUAUUUAGUUUGUACUGGACUGAAAAUCAUCUGGUUUGUUUGUAAGGGUUUAUCGUUGGGUGGUUACUUUUCUAACCAUUUAGUUAUAUGUUGGACCUUUUCCAUUUCAAGAGUUGCUUAUCAAGUAAAACAGGUAUUAAAUAUGAGAUUGCAUUUUUGUGACCUGUC